AUGUAUAGAGGAGGUAGAAAGGAGGCUGUCAAAGGUAAUUGCAAUAAAUAUGAAUGUAUGAAAAGUAAAGAUGAAAAGAAUACACAAGGUGAUACAUCUAUGUGUGUUAACAUUUCGUAUCACAUCAGAAAAUUAUUUAGUUAUUGUGAUGCAGAUAUAUUAAGGAUAGAAAAUAAUUUGAUCAUAUAUAACAGUUUAAUUGAUAAUAUAAAAAAGAAUGGAAAUAAAAUAAUAAAAAAAGACGUGGAAAAAAUAAUCAGAGAAAAAGAAAAAAAUGAAAAAUACUGCUUAACCGAAAUGAAUGAAGAGGAAUAUAAGAUAAAUAAUUUUGAUUUAAAAAAAGUAGAACUGGAUUUUAAAUUUAUUGAAUGUAGUUUAUGUUUUGAAUUAAUAAAAUUUGUAUGUGUACAAGAAUGUAAUCAUACUUAUUGUUUUUUAUGUUUUUAUCGUUUGUUAUAUAUGCAAAAAAAAGAAACGGACGUAGAAAAUAAUCAAACCACAACAAGUACUUCUCGUGAAAAUAACCGAAUUUUCAAUAAUCGAUAUUUAAAUUAUGAAAAUAAUAAUUCUCGUUUAGGUAAUAGAAAUGUUUACGCAAAUCAAAAUGAUCAUAGGGUGAGAGUAGUGGAUGCAUUUAUAGACACUAAUCAAUUAUAUAAUGAUAGACGAAAGGAUGGAAAAGAUGAAAAAUAUAACUACGAAUUUGAUAAAAACACAAUGAAAUGUCCAUUUUGUAAAGAGAAAAAUGAAUAUAUAUUUUUUUGUUUAAAUAAUUUCUACACAUACUUUACCUAUGAUAACUUGCUACACACACUUCUUGAAAAAGAAGAUCAUGAGCGUUAUGUAAGUCAAGAAUCAACUCAGCUUGUGGAUCAUAAUGAAAAUUAUCCUAAUAGGUUUGAUAUACAUGAGAACAGCAUGAGUAAUACAAUCCAUUCGAUUACCCAUGCAGAGUGUACACACAACAGAGAUGUAACAGAAAAUAGAGGAAAUAUUUGCAUAGUCAAUACAUGUCAUCUUCGCAAGGAGGAUGUUGCAAAAGGAAUAAACACAUUUGGAAUAUCAGAAAAAAGUAAAGAAAAUAACACCAAGAGCAGAGAGAAUUAUUCUAUGAUUACAGAGAAUAAUACCAAGAGCAGAGAGAAUAAUUCUAUGAGUACAGAGAAUAACAACACUAACAAUGAACAUACAAAUUUUAUGACAAAAAAUGAUUUUAAAAAGGCGUUUUCGUCCCAUUAUGAUGAUAUAAUAAUUUUAAGAAAUAUUUUAAAAAAAAAUAAGAGCAAUGGAAAUGACGAGUCAAGCAACAACUUACUAAAAAAAAAUGAAAACAUGUACUUGUUUUUAUAUUAUGAAAAAUAUAUUAAAAGAAAAAGAGAAAAAAUAAAAUAUUUGUUAAACGGAUGUGUGAGUUCUGAAAAACGAUAUGCAUUUUAUUCGAAAAUAUUUGUAGAUACAGAAAAGAAAAUAUUUUUCGAAUAUUUCUAUAUUUACAGUUUAUCAACACUUUUGACAAGUUACGCAUGUUUAUUAUCCCCAUGUAUUGAACAUUGGAUCCAAAUUCAAAGCAAAAAAGUGGAAAAAUAUAAACAAAAUCAUAAAACAGAUAAAUAUUUUCAUCAGAUUUAUGUAAAUAAUGAAAGAGAUAUAUUAAGAAAAAAAAACGAUUCCAUAUAUGAUAAGUAUCAACAAUAUACAAAAAAAAUACAUUAUAUAAAAGAUGAUGAAUCAGAAUUAUCAGAUGACUAUUUCAGAGUUAUCGAUAUUUUUUCAAAAGUAUGUUUUACAAAUUUAGAUAAUAUAAACAAUAUAAAUGUUUUAAAAAAUUAUUGCCACAAGAGAUUAAAUGAUUUAUGUAGACAUAUGAACGAACAUAACAAAACAUAUUGUGAUGUUUGUGUCGGUAACAGUGAUAACAUUUUUCUAUUUGAAUAUAAUAUAUUUUUUAAAAAAUAUAUAAAAACACACAUAGAAAAUGGAGAAAAAAUUGCAGAAAAUAAGUUUAAAAUAAGGCAUAUUUAUUGCCACCUCUGUGGAUUUUAUCUCUACGAUUUUGAUACGUUCAUGAACCAUAUAAAUAAAUAUCACUUCUUUUGCAAGUUUUGCUUUAACAAAAAAAAUAUUAACGAUACCAAGGAGUCGGAAAAAACGAACAUGCAGGACGACAUUGUAUACUAUGAUCAGCUGCACUUGCAUGUUUACAAAGAUUAUGAAAAUCUGUUUGAGCACUACAAGAAGAAACAUCACCCGUGCUUGUACGAACAGUGCAUUUUUGUUGUUUUCGACAAUAAGAUAGAUUUGUGUUUUCACUUAGCGGAGAAACACGAGGAAAAAGGAAGUAACAAGAAAAAUAAGAUAACAUUUUCCAUAGCCGGUGCCUCAUACAAUGAAAUAAGAAAGAACAUACAAAGUGAAGGUGGCAGUAUUAACACUGGUGCUAGUAGGCACAGUAACAACAUAGAGAGGAAUGUACAAACGGGUUCUACGAGUUUGAACAAAAACUGGAUGGAAGAAGAUUGUGUAGGAGAGACUACAGAAGAUAUUGACGUGAAUAGACACAAAUGCAUAUACAAUUUUAAAAAAUUUCAUGACUCAUGGUAUUUUGACUAUUUUAUAGAAUGCAAGGUUAUGGAUUUUUUAAAAUAUUUUAGCAUUAAUGAAAAAAUUUAUUUUUUAUACAUAAUAAUGAGAGAUAUGGAAAUAAUAUUAAAAAUAUUUGAAAAUUUGUGUAACAAGAAAAAGACUGAGUUAUAUUUUUCCCAAGAAGAAAUAAUAGAAGUAAACAAAAAGAUAAUAGAACAAGAUUUUCCCCAAGACCGAAAUAAUUUUUUUCACGUAAAAUUAUUUUUCGAUUAUAUAAUUGAGAAAACAGAAUAUUUGCUAUACAAUAAAGAAGAUUUAGAGAAAAAUUACUUGCACUUAUUUUUUAACAUAAUAAUUAAUAGAUCUUUUAUAUUUUAUUAUUCCUUUUUUUAUAUGUACAUCAAAUCAAGACACAUACGUCUAGACAAGGUAAUCAACCAUAUCAGUUCAACAGGCAACACUACUACUGUUACUACGUCUGCUGAUGGGAUAUUAGAUGAUCAUGUUAAGGGAAAUACAAAUGCAAAUAGCGUAAAAAUAAUGGACAUUUUUAAGUGUGAAUAUGAGAUAACUGAAUUUAAGAAGCGGAUAGAAGCAGAUACUAACAUUUCCCCAAUAAAAUUGAGUAAAUAUGGGUUCUUAUAUUUAGUUUUCUUUUUUUUUAAAAUUGACAAACAUGGGUUUGAAAAUGUGUGUGCCUUAGUGAGAAAUAUUUCUAACGUGUGCAAUCAGGUAUAUAAUAACGCAGCAAAUGAUCUGAAGAAAGCAGGUGCUGCUCAAGCAGGGCGAGAUAAGCACGUAGGGAAAAAUGUACAGAAUGGAGGAAAACAGAAAUCCGAUAUUUUAAAAGGUAACACAGAUAGCCAUAAGAGUAGCAACAUAAUGAUAGCGCUGCCUGCACGGCAACCUGAAAAAGUGAAGAAGGAAUUAAAAAAUUGCAAUACAUUGUUGGAUGCAAUUAACAGCAAAUGUGAUUUAAACGAAUUGGAAGAUAUCAACCAACUAAUUAAAAGGAGUAUGAAAAGGAAAAAUCCAAAUAAUAAUAUAAUUAACAAUAUAUAUGAUAAAAAAUGGGAUGUGUCGAAAAAAGUUGUUUUAGAUUUGUUAUAUUAUAUAAAACCUAACUUAAAUUUAGUUUCUUUUUUUUAUUUAUUUUUAAGUAAUUAUUUUUCUGCUUAUAUGAAAGAACCUUGUAUUAAUAAGUAUAUUAAUAUUUCCAGUGAAAAUAAAAAAAAAAUCAUAAAGAGGAUGAUGUCGAACGAUGCAGACUUGUCUUCUUUAACAAAUAUUUCAAAAAACUUGAGCUCUUUUGUUAAUGCAAAAGCACUAGAGGAGUGUUUGUCCACGGGACCAGAGUAUUAUAGAAUUAGAAAGGAUAUAGAAAUUAUUUUGCACAAAUUACGCUCAGAACAAACGGAAAGGCGAAAUCAUCAAGAUAGUACAGAUAGGAAAGAUAGUCUAUAUAAACGUGAAGACAAUGAUAAACUGGAUAAGAAUCGAAGUGGAGCAAUGUGGAAUAAUAAACGAGACGGAUGGAAAGAAAAACCUCAGAGAGAAAAAAUAUCACAAUCGAAAACCAUGGACGACAUCAGAUUGAAUGUAAACCUGUAUGAUGUGUCACAUUCAUUAAGAAAUCGAUUUUUGAACAUAAUAAAAAGCACAAAGGUAAAUGAACUGUACCUUAUUUAUUUCUAUGUAAGUACCAUCUUAUCAUCUAGUAAUCCCUCCUCUACUACUGUACCAAAAACGGUAGAAGAAUUUCCCAUGCUAAAAGAGAAAGUCAAACGUAUUGAUGAAUCAUAUGGAGUAGAAACCACUUCUAUGAAUGCCAUUUCGAGUGGAUUAUCUCAGGGAAGUAAGAGUACGAAGAAAAAUACAAUGAAUUCCACAAGCAGGAGUGUGGGAAGAAAAUGUGCAUCAGUAGGAAGAAAUAAUAUUACACCAUCUAUAAGCUCAAGUUCGUACAAAAAUAAAGUCGAUAAAAAAGAGGAAUUUUCAACAAACUCUGCGAAAGUAAAUAUAGAUUUUGAAUUUCCUCCUUUGCCGGAUCAGAAACAGGAAGAAAUGGUUUCCCAAACGCCAUCAAAAAGUAGUGGUAAAAAAAAAAAAGUAACUAAAGAACUUUCUCAAAUUGUAAAGAAUGUUGUGACUACAGAUAAGAUUAUAACCAAUAAGGUCAUAACUAACAAUGUGAAGAAAAAAAAAGAAAAUGAAUCUAGUUUUGAAACAACGACCAAAAAUAAUAGGAGAACACCAGAUUUUAAUUAUACCAAUUUUCCACUGUUACCCACGAACAACAUAGAUUCUAAUGAAAUAAAAAAUAAUAAAACUAAAAAUAAGAAGAGUGAAGAAAAAGUAAAUAAGAACAAAAAGUCUAUGUCCAUCAUCAUGUCUAAAGAAAAGACGACAUAUUCACAUAAAAACAAGAACGAACGUGAUAUUCAGAACAUGUUUAAUAGUUUACAAAAUUCCUCGUCUCCCAUUUCUCUAGGCUGUGUGGAUGGAAACAACAACAAAAAACAAAACGAUAUUAAUAUUAUAAACCAUUCAAUUACUAACAAUGUGAAUAAUAAAAAUAAGACAUUGAAGCAAAAGGGAGAAAGUUCUAAAAAUAAAAAUAAUAUUGACGAUCAUGUUUCUCCUCUUUCCUCCUUCCCACAUAAGAAUAUGUCAUACUUAAGUGUGUCUGAAAGUAAUGUUACUUAUACGAUUAAAAGGAAAAAUAAGUUAAAGAGAUGUAACAUGUGUACAUACGAUAAUCCCCAUGAGCGAACGAGGUGUGAGUUGUGUGAAAGUCCCUUGUGA
Plasmodium gonderi is the source of this 5388-nucleotide messenger RNA. RefSeq lists its product as hypothetical. Gene Ontology annotation, biological process: rescue of stalled cytosolic ribosome; protein ubiquitination. Bases 1 to 5388 code for a protein of 1795 amino acids. The record is from RefSeq and is a predicted model, not a curated record. Lineage: Eukaryota; Apicomplexa; Aconoidasida; Haemosporida; Plasmodiidae. The transcript is spliced from 2 exons. Gene Ontology annotation, molecular function: ribosome binding; ubiquitin protein ligase activity.